Molecule: messenger RNA, 1747 nt
Organism: Phragmites australis (common reed)
Lineage: Eukaryota; Viridiplantae; Streptophyta; Magnoliopsida; Poales; Poaceae
Product: peroxidase 16-like
Exons: 4
Coding region: 549-1556 (335 amino acids)
Biological process (GO): response to oxidative stress; hydrogen peroxide catabolic process
Molecular function (GO): peroxidase activity; heme binding
Source: RefSeq, a predicted model, not a curated record
GUUCAGUAAGAAAUAAUCUCGCGUUUGUAACGCAACACCGAGGCAUAUGUAGCCUAGUCUUAGCUCUCGCAAUCGUGUUUAUUGGGUCAGUAAAACUCCUUGAAAACCAGUAAUUGCAGUAGUAGUAUCAAGAGAUCUCGACUACCAAUGAGCUGAAUCAUCUCUGCACCAUGUCUGAACGAUCCUGCAUAACAGCAAUAUAAAAAUGGUCAUCGAUAACCGGAAAAGGAAAAAGGUAUUCCAUCCCUUCUGCAUCGAGAUUGUGUAACUACUAUCUUGAUCCCCGCCGCAACGUUCCCGGCCGAUUCGUCCUCCCCCACAUCGCACUCCCAUAGCCCAUUGCGCCGCGCCGCGCCGCGCCGUGCCACCCGGCCACCCCUGCUCUUUCCCCCCUGUCUUGCGCGCGCGCAUUUGCAACCAGCAGCCCUCCUAUAUAUCCACGGCAAUCUCCCGCACUUUUCUCCGCCCACCACGCGCACUACUACGCUAGUGUCAGUCACAAUCACCCAUACCGAGGAAGGCGACCGAGCUAGCUAGCAAGGCCGGCAAUGGCGAGAGCCCACCGCAGCGACGGCCUCCUUUUGCGCGGCGCGGCGCUCCUCACGGUUGCCGUCCUUUCGGGCAUUGUCGGCGCUGCGAGGGCGCAGCUGCGGCAGAACUACUACGCCAGCACGUGCCCCAACGCGGAGUCCACCGUCCGCUCCGUCAUCUCGCAGCACCUCCAGCAGAGCUUCGCCGUCGGGCCCGGCACCCUCCGCCUCUUCUUCCACGACUGCUUCGUCCGGGGGUGUGACGCGUCAGUGAUGCUGAUGGCGCGGAACGGGGACGACGAGAGCCACAGCGGCGCGGACGCCACGCUGUCGCCGGACGCCGUGGACGCCAUCAACAAGGCCAAGGCGGCCGUCGAGGCGCUCCCCGGCUGCGCCGGCAAGGUCUCCUGUGCGGACAUCCUCGCCAUGGCCGCCCGCGACGUCGUCUCUCUGACGGGCGGGCCAAGCUACGCCGUUGAGCUCGGGCGGCUGGACGGAAAGUCAUUCAACAGAGCCAUCGUGAAGCACGCCCUCCCCGGCCCUGGCUUCAAUCUGAACCAGCUCAACUCCUUGUUUGCGCAGAAUGGGCUCACGCAGACGGACAUGAUCGCACUCUCAGGCGCGCACACGAUCGGCGUGACCCACUGCGACAAGUUCGUCCGUCGGAUCUACACGUUCAAGCAGCGGCUGCCGUGGAACCCUCCGAUGAACCUGGACUUCUUGCGGUCGCUGCGGCGGGUGUGCCCCAUCAACUACAGACCCACGGCGUUCGCGAUGCUGGACGCCACCACGCCGCGCGUCUUCGACAACGCCUACUUCGACAACCUCCGGUACAACAAGGGCCUGCUGGCCUCCGACCAGGUCCUCUUCACCGACCGCCGCUCCCGCCCCACCGUCAACCUCUUCGCCGCCAACAACACCGCCUUCCAGGAGGCCUUCGUCGCCGCCAUGGCCAAGCUCGGCAGGAUCGGGCUCAAGCGCGGCAGCGACGGCGAGGUACGGCGCGUCUGCACCGCCGUCAACUAGCAUGUGUGUGUCGGGCGUGCUAAUUAGGCUGUUAGAGUGGUUAUAUAUUCAUACGUUUGGGCGUGGGAUUUUGUUAGCCAUUAUUUGAUCGAGCUGUGGGAUGGAUGAUACAAAUUGAGAUGUGCUUCUCGUGGAUGUUUCGGUUCACAUGGUUAGGCGCGUUUGAAUCAAAUGCUUGUUCAGCCCCUUCU